CCCACCCGUCAGCUGGCCCGGGCGCCCGCCCCGCUCCGCUCCGACCUUGCCGCGGCGCAGCCCGGGUGGGAGGAGGGGAGGAGCGGCGGGAGGAGCGGAGCGAGUGCAGUGCCGGGCGCAGUCUCCAAUGAGCCGCGCGGAACCUGCGCCCCUGACGACCCGAGCCCCCUGCGCCCUUUCCCUACGGCUCACCUGGUGCCAGGUAAGGUAACAGUAGGUCUGGCCUCGCCCCACGGACCAUGGCCUUGCCCCCAUGAGCUAGAGCCUGUUCCUUGGCACGCACCCACCGCCAGCCAGCAGGAUGCAGCUGUGGAAGGCGGUGGUGGUGACCCUGGCCUUCAUGAGCAUGGACGUCGGCAUGACCACGGCCAUCUACAUCCUCAGCCACCUGGACCGCAGCCUGCUGGAGGACAUCCGCCAUUUCAACAUCUUUGACUCGGUGCUGGACCUCUGGGCGGCCUGCCUCUACCGCAGCUGCCUGCUGCUGGGAGCCACCAUCGGUGUGGCCAAGAACAGCGCCCUGGGGCCGCGGCGGCUUCGAGCCUCCUGGACGGUCAUCGCCCUCGUGUGCCUCUUCGUGGGCAUCUACACCAUGGUGAAGCUGCUGCUCUUCUCCGAGGUCCGCAAGCCAGUCCGGGACCCAUGGUUCUGGGCCCUCUUUGUGUGGACUUAUAUCUCACUCGCCGCUUCCUUCGUGCUCUGGUGGCUGCUGUCCACGGUGCGGCCGGACGCCAAAGCCCUGGAGCCGGGGGCUGAGGCCGAGGCCGACGGCUUCCCGAGGGAGCCCCGACCCCCUCGUGAGCAGGCAUCGGGGGCCACGCUGCAAAAGCUGCUGUCCUACACCAAGCCUGACGUGGCCUUCCUUGUGGCGGCCUCCUUCUUCCUCAUUGUGGCAGCUCUGGGAGAGACCUUCCUUCCCUACUACACUGGCCGGGCCAUUGAUGGCAUCGUCAUCCAGAAGAGCAUGGAGCAGUUCAGCACAGCGGUCAUUGUCAUGUGCCUGCUGGCCAUCGGCAGCUCAUUUGCCGCAGGUGUUCGGGGCGGCAUUUUUACCCUCAUAUUUGCCAGACUGAACAUUCGCCUUCGGAACCGUCUCUUCCGCUCACUGGUGUCCCAGGAGAUGAGCUUCUUUGACGAGAAUCGCACAGGGGACCUCAUCUCCCGCCUCACCUCGGACACCACCAUGGUCAGCGACUUGGUCUCCCAGAAUAUCAACAUCUUCCUGCGGAACACGGUCAAGGUCACGGGCGUGGUGGUCUUCAUGUUCAGCCUCUCGUGGCAGCUGUCAUUGGUCACCUUCAUGGGCUUCCCCAUCAUCAUGAUGGUGUCUGACAUCUACGGCAAGUACUACAAGAGGCUCUCCAAAGAGGUCCAGAAUGCCCUGGCAAGGGCCAGCAGUACAGCCGAGGAGACCAUUAGUGCCAUGAAGACCGUGCGGAGCUUUGCCAACGAGGAGGAAGAGGCAGAGGUGUAUUCCCGGAAGCUCCAGCAGGUGUACAAGCUGAACAGGAAGGAGGCCGCAGCCUACACCUACUACGUCUGGGGCAGUGGGCUCACGCUGCUGGUCGUCCAGGUCAGUAUCCUCUACUACGGGGGCCACCUCGUCAUCUCAGGGCAGAUGACCAGCGGCAACCUCAUCUCCUUCAUUAUCUACGAGUUCGUCCUGGGAGACUGUAUGGAGUCCGUGGGCUCCGUCUAUAGUGGCCUGAUGCAGGGAGUGGGGGCCGCUGAGAAGGUGUUCGAGUUCAUUGACCGGCAGCCAACCAUGGUGCAUGAUGGGAACUUGGCCCCUGACCGCCUGGAGGGCCGGGUGGACUUUGAGAACGUGACCUUCACCUACCGCACUCGGCCCCACACCCAAGUUCUGCAGAAUGUCUCCUUCAGCCUGUCCCCAGGAAAGGUGACCGCGCUCGUGGGGCCCUCGGGCAGUGGGAAGAGUUCCUGCGUCAACAUCCUAGAGAACUUCUACCCGCUGGAGGGGGGCUGUGUGCUGCUGGACGGAAAGCCCAUCAGCGCCUAUGACCACAAGUACCUGCACCGCGUGAUCUCCCUCGUGAGCCAGGAGCCGGUGCUGUUCGCCCGCUCCAUCACAGACAACAUCUCCUAUGGCCUGCCCACUGUACCCUUCGAGAUGGUAGUGGAGGCCGCACAGAAGGCAAAUGCCCACGGCUUCAUCAUGGAGCUCCAGGACGGCUACAAUACAGAGACUGGGGAGAAGGGCGCCCAGCUGUCGGGUGGCCAGAAGCAGCGGGUGGCCAUGGCUCGGGCUCUGGUGCGGAACCCACCUGUCCUCAUCUUGGACGAAGCCACCAGCGCUCUGGAUGCGGAGAGCGAGUACCUGAUCCAGCAGGCCAUCCACGGCAACCUGCAGAAGCACACCGUGCUCAUCAUCGCGCACCGCCUGAGCACGGUGGAGCGCGCGCACCUCAUCGUGGUGCUGGACAAGGGCCGCGUGGUGCAGCAGGGCACGCACCAGCAGCUGCUGGCCCAGGGCGGCCUCUACGCCAAGCUGGUGCAGCGGCAGAUGCUGGGGCUCGAGCCCGCCGCGGACUACUCAGCUGGUCACAAGGAGCCUCCGGGCGGCAGCGGCCACAAGGCCUGACUGCGGGCCCCGCCUCGCACGGUGGGGCUGAGGCCCCGGCACCUGCCGGGCAAAUGUACCCAUGGGGCGCCCCCCCAGCCCCGCUGCCCUCUGAGCCCAGGCCCACCGUGCCAGGAGGGCAGCCUGCCAUGUCCCACGUGUCACUGCUUCCUGCAUCGCGCCCCCCCCUUCCCACUCCAUCCACCUGCCCCCACCCCCACCCCGCCCUUCCCCGCGCUGCCGGGAGCCGCUGCCUCAAGUCUGGGCAGCAGAGACCCCGCUGGUCUCUCCAUCCGGUCUCCCAGGGCUUCUAAGAGAAGGUAGAGCUACCUUUUAAACCAAGAUCUCACUUGAAGAACCAAGGUUUUUUACUGCUUGGUUCGAUGGGCCCCAGUCAACUCCAGAUUCAAAAACUUUUUUUUUUUUUUUUUUUUUAAUGGGGAGUAAUGAUGGGCAAGGUCACUGAGAUAUUCUAGAAACUUCUGAGCCAGGGGGUGAACGAUCCUUCCUAAUAGCCUGGGGGAUGCCAGGGGAGAAUUAGGCCUCUGCCCUCUGCCCCUCGAUGAGAAGGGGCUUUCCUGUCCCUGAGGGGGACACGGAGGAAGGGACUUCCUCUCUCACUCUUUGCAGCUUCCUGAGUCAGGCCAAGGGUCGGCGGGAAGAGCGGGAAGGGCCUGUCUGCCCGUGGCCCUUGCCGUCCUGCCAAAUCUAAGCCAGUCUCACUGUGAACCACUACUAACCUUAACUGGGGGAGUGAGGGGCUGGCCAGGCCUGGCAGAGCCUCAGGGUGGCCCCAGCCCCACACCCGGCGUGAGCCCCUCAGGCCCACCUCAUCCCUUGCUCCCAUCUCCCCCCUCCAGCCGGCAGCCCCCUCCCACACAUGCACCCCUGCUCCGCUCCUCGCUCUGCUCUUGGGAGGCCCUUCAGUGCCGGAUGUCUGAGAGAUGCGUUCUCUUCCCUGUCUGGUGGACAGAAUGGCAGCAAAACUCAGGCUCUGGUUUUGUGGGGUGGGGAGGGGGGUGGGUGUUUGCAAGAUGUUGGAAGAUCCCGGUCAAUAAAGUGUACUACCUCUGACCCCUGACCUCUGACCUC
Lutra lutra (Eurasian river otter) is the source of this 3673-nucleotide messenger RNA. RefSeq names its product ATP binding cassette subfamily B member 9 (gene ABCB9). The record is from RefSeq and is a predicted model, not a curated record. Lineage: Eukaryota; Metazoa; Chordata; Mammalia; Carnivora; Mustelidae. Gene Ontology annotation, molecular function: ATP hydrolysis activity; ABC-type oligopeptide transporter activity; ATP binding. The transcript has 12 exons. Gene Ontology annotation, cellular component: lysosomal membrane. Gene Ontology annotation, biological process: peptide transport; transmembrane transport. Bases 302 to 2602 code for a protein of 766 amino acids.